GUUGAGAUAAAACCGAAAGCAGACUGAAGACGGAAAGCUAGUGUUAAAUUCCGUCUUCCUCUGUUCUGGGGGAUGACGAGCUUCCUCCGAUGGCGGCGCCAGAAUCAGUAGCAGUCCCAUCGUUCCCCUUCUUUCCGCUCUUCCUCUCCUCCCUCUCGUUUCUCAUUUUACUCUUCCUUUGGGCCAAGAGGCGCAGUAGUUCACGGGCCAGAUGCGGAGAAAAGAACCACCUUGGCCUUCGGUGCGACCUCCCGGCGUGGGACUCUCCGCCGCCACCUCAACGUCUUGACGAAGGCAGGGAUGAAGAGGCGUCCCUGGGGUCUGAGGAGAAGGGCCGGAGGAAAAGGUCGAGGAAGAAGAGGGUAGAGUCUCGCGGAGGGUCGGACGGCGCCGAUGAGGAGAGGAACGCCGCCUCGGUGGACACGUAUAGGAUAGGAGAUCUGGAAUUCGGGAAGAUCGAGUUCAUAUACCCCUUCUCCUCGUUCGCUAGCUCUACGCAGAGGAAGAUCAAGAUGCAGUACGAUGAGAUCGUGAAGUCGAAUAAAGAGAAGACCUUGACAAUGGCUCAGGUAGGACAGUUUAUCAACUGUCUGGUUGUUGCAAGAACUGAAUUGCAGCGCAAGGCAGAGAUCAUUCAGAGGAGUUUUAAGAUAAAAAAGGCCUUGUUGUGCAAAGCUGACAGAUCUUCUUUCGAUCGUCUUUGCCAACAGAUAUGCAAACUGGAGAUGGAUCACAAGAGAUUAGAGGAAGAUGCAAUUGUUUAUAAUCUACUCCAGGAGCAGCUUAAGCUCUCGUCGGCAUAUAAAAUGUUGCUUGAGGCUAGCGAAAACACAGAGGAUAAAAUCGAUUCUGACCAUGCAACGGAACCUCCUGAUAUCACAUUUGAGGAGCUGUUAGCUCAGGAAAAGAAGGAUAUGUUUUGGCAAAAAAAUCGAAAGCUGCGGAAAAUGUGGAAGAUUGAAAACUGAAUACCUUUCUGAUGAACAUAUGAUUCCUGGAGCGGAGUCUAUAUAUUGACAACAUCUGAGACUUAAUCUUUUGGGUGGUAUUGUGAUCUUUUAACUUGUUUUGCGAAGCUCGCUCACUUACUGGAUGUAGAGCUUAUGAACUCGAUCAAGUAUAGAAAAGAUACUACUACUGAUAGCCUUCCACUCUGUUUGUUGCUAUUGUUGCUUAAUACUUUCUUGUUACCUGUUGCAUUGGAAGUUUAGUUUGUUAAACAAUAGAAAAGAUAGUCUCUUGUUACCUGUU
Messenger RNA from Zingiber officinale, 1251 nucleotides. RefSeq lists its product as uncharacterized. The record is from RefSeq and is a predicted model, not a curated record. Bases 90 to 968 code for a protein of 292 amino acids. The transcript has 6 exons. NCBI's taxonomy places the organism in Eukaryota, Viridiplantae, Streptophyta, Magnoliopsida, Zingiberales, Zingiberaceae.